UCAUUUUUGAGAGAGAAUAACAGUAUACAUAUAAACACUGACACAACGGACCCAGUGGCUCUCCAUUGAGAAAACGAAAUGCUUCCGCUGUCACUGCCACCUUGCGUCAUUGCAUGAGAGACACUCACACUGAACUCAACUCACCGGAGUCUAUCAUCGAUCGUCAUCAACACUCGUAUACUCCGUACACAGGGAAAUGCUAGGCACUCGUUAAAGGCUUAAAAAGGUUUUGUAUUUACGAAUUGGGAGUUUGGAGGCACCUUUGUUCAAAAUGUCUGACCUUCCAUUUAAAGUCGGUGAAUUGAUUGAGUCACGAUACUUUUCAAACGGUUUUCGUGGUGCAUGGUUCAGGUGCAAGAGAGUACUCAAAUCAAGGUGUAUCAAAAACCCACUCACAUUAACAAGUCAAAGGGACUCAACAAGGUAUUGAUGGUGCGACCUCGCUUUCCUACCAUAUAUCGUGAAAGUGAAAAGCUUGAUGUAAAUGCCAUCUCAGAAGUGGUCGUUAUUGUUGAUGACACAUGGAAGAUUGGGGAUUUGGUAGAUUGGUUUUCUGAUGGUUGCUAUUGGUGUGGAAAAGUGACUGAACUAAUUGGAAAUGACAAAGUUCAGAUUGAUUUGCUACCUCCUCCGCAUGGUGAAGGGUGUUCUUAUGAAGCUUUAAGUAAGGACCUGCGCCCUUCCUUGGAAUGGUGCCCACAGAAUGGUUGGACUGUGCCUAUGCCUACGGAGGAUGGACGUAGGUGUCCUGCUCGGAUAAUGAAUCCAGCAAAUUCAGCAGGGAGUAUUGUGAACAUAACUGCUGCUACAGAUGGAGCCGUAAACGUUGAUCAGCCUUCAUCUAGAUCCAUGGAUACUAGAGAGAAUAUGGAUAUUGAAGUGGCUGACAAUAAAAAUGGAAGAACUUCCUUUUCCGAUAUUAUUUCAAGCUCACAUAAUUCUGAUUCAUCAAUUGAGAUUCUGGAAACGGCUCCUAUAAAUAGACAUGAUGAUGAGUAUCCUGCUAAGAUGAGAACCGCCAGUAAUAGCCUUUGUCUGAAUUCCUCUUCUUCAAAUACAACAGACUCGGCAAUUCUAGAUUUGGAGGAACUUUUAAACAGAGUUAAAUGGUUAAGGAGUGUGUUGAAAUGUGAGGUGCCUCUAUCAGGUGCUAAACGCCCAUCUUGGCAAUUUUCGCAGCAUCAUGCGUCAUGCAAUUAGUUGUUUUCUAACAACUGUAAGACCUCGGCAUACAAUCUGAUGUUGUUGAAUAAUGCCUUGUCCCCGCGGCUGGUUCGGAAAAUACCAAAGUUUCUUUUUUUUUUUCCUUCUCCAUUUUUGUCUCUUCCUCUUGGCAGAAAUUGCCUGCAUUUUUCGUGACUCUGUUCUUGCCGCAUCAUGAUUUGCUGCAGUCGGGAAAGAACGCAGUCAUGUCGGUCUUUAUUUAAGCUUGUUAUUUUUUGAGUUACAAUAAUCUACUGCUUCUGAUCAUCAGAUCAAAUUUAACGGCUAAUAGAAUAUUGACCGUGUGAUUGUGUGAAGACAGUGACAGCAGCACAUUCAGAUUUUUUCUUGCAUAAAACAAUGUACUAAAGUAUAGUUGAACUUAAAAUCAAAUAAAAUAAGAAAUAUAACGGAUAGAUUGAGAAAUUAUCUAAUGCUAUGUUUACAAAUUGUUUGGUUCUUAAGCUUGAAUGCAUACAAAAUGCUGGUCCUUUUUUUACCCUAUGAUUAGUAUACUGUAUUAUAUUUACAUUUUAAAAUCUUAAAUUAGAUUCCUAUAAAUCAAAAAGUUAUUGCUCACAAAAAUAAAUUAUCAUCUGAAUGCUUCCAAAAGUAUUUUCUCUUCUGGAAGUUUUGAAUUUUUAGUAAUUAAGAUUAUUUAGUUUGAGUUGUUAUCUGCUGUCAAUAAGAUUAGUUAAAAGUCUGUAAUAAAUAGAAAAUAUAUGUACUGAUAAUACCUAUAGAACGAGUACAAUAUUUUUAAUACUUGAAAAAGUAUAGUUAAAGUGUAUUUGCAGCUAAUGGUAUUGUAUUAUGAAUAAGGGCAAAGUAGUCAUUACAAUAACUAAUUCUUAUGAUGAGUUCUUAUGAUGAGAAGGGACAUUUGGCACAUGAUUCUAACAUUCAGGAGCAAAGAUGUGGAAUGAGAGCCAAAAUUCCACACAGAAAGUAUGUGGGUGACUUUCUUAAAUAGAGUAGGAUUCACCAAUGAUUGGGUGUGGAAUUAAUUGGUGGAAACCUGACUCCCUUAUUUUCCUGAAGCUUAAGCUUUUCUUGAUCCUUCUUUCAAUUCCAUGUAUUCAUUACUACAAUUGGCUUAGCCAUUCCAUUACUAUGUUGAGUUGUAAUUGUACUGUUGCAUUGUUGAAGUACAAAUUUCAACUCCUUUUAUAAUUUCUUCAUUUUCUGCUACAUAAUUCUUACAAUUGACGCUUUCGUUGAGUUAAACCAUGACUGACAACACACGUAUGAAGUGCAUGGAGAACUCACUUGUAGAGAUGAACAAAAUGCUACAAAAAUUCCUGGAAGAUGCAGAUCGACGUCACUGUAACACCCUUCUAAAUCUCCGCGUAAUAGUAAAUAAAUUCUCAGAGUAAACAUGAAACAAGGAUGUCACAACUCAAAAAUAACAAAAUAUCAGAUCGAUUGUCAUGCUUCACGAGAAACGAAAUACCAUUUUAGCAAUUCAUGUUCAACACAACGGAAUAAUUUAAAACGGAAUAACAUAAAUCUUCACCGAUGCAUAAACCAAUUAAAACAUAAUCCAAAACCCAAUGAAAAUGAGAGUAUAAUAAUCAACUCUAAAACUAGCGUUCCCCAGUGUUACAAGAUCAGAGCAUGACACCGACGCUAACUAACGGACUAGUCUAUAAGUUAUCCUCACCAAGCUCAA
This is a messenger RNA of Vicia villosa (hairy vetch), 2875 nucleotides long. RefSeq lists its product as uncharacterized. The transcript has 7 exons. The record is from RefSeq and is a predicted model, not a curated record. Lineage: Eukaryota; Viridiplantae; Streptophyta; Magnoliopsida; Fabales; Fabaceae. Bases 343 to 1200 code for a protein of 285 amino acids.